GAGGCGUUUCUCCGCAAAUGCAGCGGAUCCGGGUGGCCCUGCUGUCAGGUGUCCAGACGGCCCAAGCCCCGGGCCUUGCCCUUGCCAUGGCCGAACGGCGUGGGGGUCUGGGGGCCCGCCUGGUCCGCCUCUUGGCCGGACUAGGGGUCCGGAGGGAGCGGAGGGGGAAGGAGACCUCGGAGGAGGCCACAUCCGGGGAUAGGCCUUGGAGUGGCCAGAGCUGCCCUGACCUGGCUCAGGGCCAAGGCAGCACCAGCAAUGUCAGCCUCAAGGCUCGAGCCCAGAGCGCCUCAGAAGGGGACCUCCGCGCAAGCAGCCAUGGUGGUUUCUGGAUUUGGAAGCGACAGCGCAUCUCAGGGGGGCCCGCUCAGCCCCUGGGGCGCCUACAGAGGCCAGCUGUGGGCAGCGCCUCUGACCUGGCCAGCCAUGCCUCCGUGGGGCCCGAGAGCCUGGCACUGGCUGUGGCCUCAGCAGAGCCUGCUGGUACCAGGCACCCCCCAUUCCCGGGGCCCACUCCUGGACAUUGGGAACAGGGAUCCCCAGGCUGUGCCCGUCAGCAACCCCCAGACACAGCUCCAGCGGUCCCUCUGAGGCCUGAGCCACCCGGCAACCUGGAAGACGCACCCAUGCUGCCCCGCCCAGCCUCCUUCUCCACGGCAGAGGGGGCAAAGGGCAAGCCUGGCACCCCAGGGCCAGCCCCACGGGAGCCAGCUCAGACCCUACACACACGUCCCUCUGCCAGGAGGACCCGCUACUGCAUCACUGUCACCCUGCAGGGGCUCGCGCAGGCACCUGGGGAGGAGGGUGAGGAACCGGCCCAACCAGCUCCACACCCCUGCGGCCCUGAGGAAUCCAGGGGCUGGCGGGAGCCUCCCCAGGGGCCACGCCCCAUCACGGGGUGUCCGACCGCCCAGCCCUGGGAGCCCCGGCUGAGAGCCCGACGGCAUCGGGGCAGCGCGGCCCAGCGGCAGGAGCUCCGGGCCAGCCGGACACCUGGGUCUCUACGCAGACGGCUACCUCCUGAAACCCCUGCUGCUCUCCCCUGCCCUCCCAGGGAAAGGGAAAGCCUGUCCAGAGAUGAUGGGCAGGCGCAGGCCUCAGCUUCACCCUUGGAAGGACCCUGGCAUAGGAGAUCACCCGAGAGUGGGCGGGGGCUGGAUGAAAGGCUCCUGGCCAUUUUACAGAUAAGAAAACAAUGA
Molecule: messenger RNA, 1199 nt
Organism: Lemur catta (Ring-tailed lemur)
Lineage: Eukaryota; Metazoa; Chordata; Mammalia; Primates; Lemuridae
Product: collagen alpha-1(I) chain-like
Exons: 5
Coding region: 18-1199 (393 amino acids)
Source: RefSeq, a predicted model, not a curated record